AUGUCAGAGAUUUCAGAAAUUUCCUUUUUGGCUCGGAUUGACAAGGCGAUUUCCUCUUAUUUUGAAGACAAACCGGCAUUAUGGUCGUAUGAUAGCUUUCUUGAAAAAAUGAAGCCUUUAAUUAUGGAAGAUGAAAAUGUUGCUGAACUUUCAGCACUUUGGAGAAAAAGAUUUUUGACAGCACUGAAGAAAAUUAGUAAUGAUGAAAAAAAAGAUGAGCAAAAAUUGAUUCCAACUAAUACAAGGUUCUGGAAAAAGGCAAAAAUGGAAAAAAACCGCAUAAGCUCUGAAGCUAAACUUCAACAUAAAAAGUCCAUAUUCAUAUUCAACUCGCAGAUUGAUGCGUUAGAUGUACUGGAAAUUGCACGAACAUUGCAAACUGUUCAGGCUACUAAUGAGCUUGACCAACAUAUCAAUACAACAACCAGUAAUAAUGUCAAGCUAGUGACUAAUGAAGUUGUUGAACAACCAUCUGCUGAAUGUUCCAAUAUUCUUCAACGAAAAGAUGAUGAAUCCAAUGAUAUUGUGUUACAGGAAUCUGAUAAAAACAAAGUAGUUAAACGGCAGGCAUCAGAAUUACAAACCAAAGCCAAAAAAACUAAGGUUGUAAUUGAUUUGACGCAGGAUGAUAAUAUGGAAGAUCGACGAUUAUUAUUAAAAGAACGUCAAUUAGAAAUUGAAGAGCGUGAAAUCAAACUUGAGCGUGAAAAGCUAGAACUUCUAAAAUUAAAACGUGAACUUAAUAUACAAUAA
Messenger RNA from Entrophospora candida, 753 nucleotides. The record is from the annotation of a GenBank genome assembly. Lineage: Eukaryota; Fungi; Glomeromycota; Glomeromycetes; Entrophosporales; Entrophosporaceae.